AUGAUUAUUUCUACAAAGGAUAAAACUAUAAUUAGUUUGAAAAGCAAUAUUGAUAAAAUUGAUAAUAUUUUAUCACAAAAAAUUGCUGAAUAUGAAAAUGCAAUGGAAGGAAAACAUUGUGAAAUUUUGAAGUUGGAAAAUGAAAAUAAGUUAUUAAAUGAAAAAGUAAAAGAUAUGGAACAUAAACUUAUGGAAAUGAAUUUAACAAUUAUAUCCUUAACUGAACAAAAUGAUAAAAUUAAUAUUAUAUAUACAAUGCAAGAAAAUCUAACGAAAUUGGAUAAAAAUGAAAAGAAAUUAAAAAUUGAACUCAAUAACUUAAGAAAUCAACUUAUAAAUGAUCAAAAUAAUAAUAAAAAACUUGAUAUUAGUUUAGAUCUACCUAAUUUAGAAGAAUCAUCAAAUAUUAAAAAUUUGCAAGAUAAAUACAUAAUUCAUCAAGAUCGAGAAAUAGAAUUAACUAUAGAUAAUACAAAUGAAGAUUUUAAACAAAAAUAUAAUGAUCAAAAACGAGAAAUAAAAGAAAAUGAAAUAGAAGAAAUUGAUAUACAAUUAUUGAAUAAUGUAAAUACAAAAGACGAAUUGUUAAAAAAUAAUUAUAUAACGUUUGAACGAUUUGAUUCUUUACAAGAUAAUAAUAUAAAUACAAAAUAUAAAGAAAAAAAUAUUACAAAUGAACAUAAUGUAAAUCAAAAUAAAAUGGAGAAUAAAGAUUUUGAAAUAAAACAUCCUAAAGAAGUCAUAAAACAUUUAGUGCAAGAAAAUGAUGAUCUUCGUAUUAUUCUUAAAUCUCAGAUGGAAGAAUAUCAAGAUAAAUUAAUAUUAAUGAAGAAAAAUUAUGAUAGUAGUUUAAAUGCACUUUGUGAGAGACAUAAAGCAAAUAUUGAAGUUUUACAAAAACAAUUUGAAGAUGAUAUAAAAAAUGAAAAAGUGUUUGAUUCAGAAAAUUGGUUAUUAUCAUUGAAUAUGAAAGAAUUAAUGGAAUUGCAUGAACGAAUAAAUAUAAUUAUUAACAAUAGCACUAAUAUAAUACACAUGGAAAAUGUAAAUCAAUGUUUAUCUGAUAAUGGUGUUCAAGAGCAAUUUUAUACAAAAUUAAAUGAACCAGAAAAGAAAUUUCAAAUUUUAUCAAUGAAUGAAGAAGAAUCAAUGUAUAAUAAAAUGAUGUCAUCAAUUGUAAAGGAGAAAACUUCACAUUUUCAAAAUCAAUGGCAAUUUAAAUCUUUCAAUGAUACUCAAAAGUAUCCAACUUUACAAACACAAGAUUAUAAAUUCAAUUUAGAACACAAUUUUGGAUACUUUAAUGGUGAAGAAAAAUCUCUAGAAUUAGAAAAUAAAUAUGAGAAAGAAAAACAAAUGGAAAAAGAUAGCACUUUUGAUAAACAAAGAUGGAGUUUUAUUAAUCAAUGUAGUGCUUACCAUAAAUUGAGCAAUAUACAUGAAUAUAUUAAAACAACAGAUUAAUAUUAUUAAAAUUUUCAAGAUAAAUUUUGUUAUAUUUUAAA
This is a messenger RNA of Apis dorsata (giant honeybee), 1505 nucleotides long. RefSeq lists its product as uncharacterized. The record is from RefSeq and is a predicted model, not a curated record. NCBI's taxonomy places the organism in Eukaryota, Metazoa, Arthropoda, Insecta, Hymenoptera, Apidae. The coding region runs from base 1 to 1464 and encodes 487 amino acids. The transcript has 8 exons.